AGUAAAGGCUCCGCCAUCUUUGUGAGUGUUGAGGAAAGCCAACUACAGGUUUAGGUUUGUUGUACCAAGAAAUCAGCCAUGGCUAUGCAAGUGUCUUCACGGCGAGGAGAAGAUUAUGUAGAAAGUAUAUACAAUUUGAUUCCAAAGAUUCAAGAGAGGCCUCCAAAGCCUUCAAUGUAUCGCUCUAAUUUUGCUUCAACCGUGAAACAGGAGCAGAAGACGAAGAAGCAAAGCUCUAAAACCAUGGGCCCAGCGAAAGUAGCUGUCACAGAACCCAAGGAUUUUUUGGCUAAACAUUCCAAGGAGUUCAAGCUGCCAGAAAAAACUGACUUCACGUAUCCUGACCAUGAUAAAAGACGUCCCCCAGUCCCAAAACACACAGAAAAACCUCUAAUGGGAUUACGUUCCACAAAAAAUCAUAUCACAACAAAUGCUGUGGAGAAUAUCAUGUCUGUGCCCAAGAUGCCUGAGAAAAAAUUCGUGGAUACACGUGGAGGAGCCACACAUCAACUGGUCCCAUCAGGUCUCACUCCAAAAUAUGUGAACAAGAAAGAUUAUGGCAAGACCCCAGCUUAUCUGGAAAAAAGGAAGGCUGAAGUAGAGAGAGCACAGAUGGAGUAUGAUGCUUAUGUGCAAGAGAGAUGUAGACAAGGAGCAAUGAAAAAUUUGACAGAAGAAGAGAGGCAAGGAAUACUUGAUGGACUAAAAAAGAACUGGGAGGAACUUCACCACCAAUAUCAAGGACUUUCUGUCGUUACUGAUACAGCACCAAAGAAGGCCCGAAAAGAGAGAAUGGAGGCAGAAAUGAAACAAUUAGAAAGAGACAUUGAAACCAUUGAGAAACACAGAGUUAUUUACAUUGCCAAUCCUUUCUUUUAAUGAAAACCCAAGCGCCAGUUUAAUGUCAACCUGAUUCCUUUUUUUCGGUUUUGUUUAAUUGUGACCAGCUCGACACUCUUGAGGAAAAGUGGUUAAGAAUUAUCUCCAAGGUAUAUGUUAUUUAGGUUAAAUAGCAAAGAAAAAAGUUAAAAGAAACCCUGCCACUGGCAGUAACAAAAUUGUAAAUACAGUUGUAAUCAUGUACAAAGUAUUUUAUUAAAAAUCAA
Messenger RNA from Pocillopora verrucosa, 1106 nucleotides. Its product is annotated as enkurin. Gene Ontology annotation, cellular component: acrosomal vesicle. Lineage: Eukaryota; Metazoa; Cnidaria; Anthozoa; Scleractinia; Pocilloporidae. The record is from RefSeq and is a predicted model, not a curated record. Gene Ontology annotation, molecular function: calmodulin binding.